Messenger RNA from Xenopus laevis (African clawed frog), 4874 nucleotides. It is a transcript of the gene znf385b.S, whose product is annotated as zinc finger protein 385B-like. The record is from RefSeq and is a predicted model, not a curated record. The transcript has 9 exons. Bases 727 to 1890 code for a protein of 387 amino acids. Lineage: Eukaryota; Metazoa; Chordata; Amphibia; Anura; Pipidae.
UUUUGCCUUCCGGGCAUGUUGCUUACUCUUACUCUUCGCAUUCAGCUUGCUAAGGAUGCUGGGAGUUGAAGUACAAAACCUCUGGAACACUGAACUACUGCGUUAAGGCAUUGAAGGAUGUUUUUUUUCUCUCUGAUUCCAAACAAUUGCUCAUCACUGCACAGAAUACUGAUUAUCCUCUGCCUCUUCAGUCCAUUAUUUUAAGGGAACAGGCUAUUUUUAAGUGCACAGUUGACAAAGAUGACUCUUUCAUUCUGUACAGUUCAGGGCUGAUUUGGUGGAACCUUUCAUAAUCACAUGCCUUUCUGCAGCCUGCCUGAAUUUGAUCACAGUAGCUGAUUUCAUGCAUUGAUAAUGAAGCCUUUAGGUUGCUUUUUUUGUCUGCAUAAUUUCACAUCAGGCGUCUGGUGUGACACAGUUCUAUGUUUCAGUCCCCGCAUAAAGACACAGCUCUGUAAUUGCUUUGCUUUCUUUACAAAUGACUCAGUACGCGUUUCUUCUCUCCUAAAUAUGUUGCCAGCAUGUAAAGGAUUUUCAAUGAGCAGUGAGAGAUGAACCAGCGUCUCAGAGGGUUGGUACUGCAUUGAUUUGAAACUGCACAGACACAGAGAUGGUCGGUGCCAGAGCGUAGUUCUUUAGAUUAUACUCUUCGCCUAUUGGAAGUUCCCUCUGUCCAACUUGGUCGCUGUUUGCUGCUACCUAAGCAUAGGCUUAUUCCUUGCUAAAAUGUGGAGUGGAUUUUCCCGUCGAGGGAUAUUUGGCAGCACAUGUCACACGACCACACUUCCAGCACUUGUUCGGACGCCCAGCCUUAUGAUGCAGCCAUCUCUGGAUAUGAAGCCUUUUGUAUCAUUUCCCAUGGACAGCAGUCCGGCUGUUGGCCUUUUCCCAAACUUUAAUACAAUGGAUCCUGUGCAAAAAGCUGUGAUCAACCAUACAUUCGGUGUAUCUAUUCCCCCAAAGAAAAAGCAAGUUAUUUCUUGCAAUGUCUGCCAGCUUCGCUUUAAUUCAGAUAGCCAAGCCGAGGCACACUACAAAGGCACUAAACAUGGGAAGAAGCUCAAAGCUCUAGAAGCAUCGAAAAACAAGCAAAAAAAUGGUUCCCCCAAGGACAGCGCCAAGGCUAUUACAAGCUCAACAGCCAACCACAAAUCAGGUGAUGAGGAAAAAGUCUGCAGUUCGGUGAGCCAUGGUAUUGCAGAAAUCAAGUCGCUCAUUGCCAAGUCUGAAGUAGCGCUAACUGCAGUGAUACCGGCAACACUUGUAAAGAGCACAAAUGGCACUACAAACAUUAAUUCUGAAUCAGAGGAAGAAAAAGCCAAGAAACUUCUGUACUGUUCAUUAUGCAAAGUUGCGGUCAAUUCCUUGGCCCAGUUAGACGCACACAACACAGGCUCAAAACACAAGACAAUGCUUGAAGCACGAAAUGGUGCUGGUCCCAUCAAGUCUUACCCCAGGUCUGGAUCUCGACUAAAGCUUCAAAAUGGUAGCAAAGGGUCAGGAUUACAGAACAAAACCUUCCAUUGUGAAAUCUGUGAUGUACAUGUCAACUCAGAAAUACAGUUAAAGCAGCAUAUCUCUAGUAGGCGGCAUAAGGACCGAGUAGCAGGAAAACCCAUGAAGCCCAAAUAUAGCCCAUACAACAAACUCCAGCGUAGCCCAAGUAUUUUAGCAGCAAAACUUGCAUUCCAAAAGGACAUGAUCAAACCUUUAGUAGCGCCGACCUUUCUUUCAUCUCCACUGGCAGCUGCUGUAUCCUCCACACUUUCCCUACCACCUCGUCCAGCCACUUCUCUGUUCCAGGGGUCCAUGUUACCCCCAGCUUUUAUAAGACCAGGACACUUCUCCCUCCGAGCGACUACCGCAUCCAUUCUAUUUGCACCGUAUUAGCUGCAAUGAACACUACGGGAUGAGUAGCUGGUGGAAGACAAAUAGACGGAAUACAACCAUUCGGUGACGCUGUGCUCUGCCAUGGCUCCUGAAAACGGACUGGGAAACCAUGACGACGAGAAUCACAGAGGCCUGCCCACUUUAUGAUAUUUAUUAACGUACCGUCGUGGAAUAACAGCAGUACAUGUGGAUAUCAAACAGAGUAUUUAAGAUUACAUGACCUAUUUUCCUCACUUGUCUGUGAUCUGUUUAACAAUGUAUUUUUCCUGACAGACUUGAAAUGUUUGGAAUCCAAAUGCCCUUAUUCCAGUGUUGAACAUGCCGACUAAUGGGAGAAACAAAAAAAUGAUUUUUGUGGAGACCACCAAAUUCUGUGGAUUACAUGAAGUAUUAUUAAGUGUGGCUCACAGGGAAUUGUGUAGUAUUGUUUUAGACCCAUAUACUGUUGUGUUUUGCAUAGUUCUAGGCACUAGGUUCUGCAGUAAAUACGCUUUGUUACAGUUGGGAAGUGGUUAUGCUUUAAUGCAAUUCCCCACCCCUACCCCAACCCAAACCGUAUUCUUCUUUUUUUGAUAGAUGAUCCGAACUAGAAAAGCCAUAUGAUAUCAAGUUGUCAUAAUAUAUUUUAUUUUUAUCUAAUUUAUUUUAUAGCAUCCUCGCUAAAUAACUUAUGAAAUGUACUACUGUAACGCAAACGCAAAAUGUACAAAAGAGAAGAGUCUUAUUUCGAAAUAUUGAUAUAGCAGUAUGAAGUUAGAAUGGUAUGAGAAGAAGCCAUGGUUUUGCUUUUUUUAUACACACUGGAGGAGUGGCACCUUGUUCUUAUUGUUGACAGUCCUCAACCGAAAUGGUGAUAUAGCAUUUCAUGGAAUAAAAGUCUCACCAGGUCUAGAAAUCCUUAUCACCCAAUCAGCUGGUAGAAUUCCUGAUAUCCAGUGUCUGAAUGGUGGCUAUGGGUUGCUAGACCUGAUUCAAACAUUGUGACUUUAAUUAAUUUGCCCUAUUGAUUUAGUUUUAUUAUACUGUUUUAGGGCAGAGACACACAUGGAGAUUCUGGGAGAUUAGUCAGCCUUCCCGCCGGCUAGAAUCUAAAUCGCCGGUGGGGUGGCACUCGGAACACUUCGUUUUCCGAAGUCGUCCCAAGUUUCCUCGUGAGGCAGCUUCAACACUUCAGAAGUCAAAGCGCUCCUCUCAGUAAUCAGGUUUGUCCAGUUAUAACGCAUCCUUAUUAUUUAAUAGGAUACAGUUUAUUGUAUAAUUGAAUCUUUAAAGGGGAUAUAACACUCCAUAGGAUUGUACUCUCAACACUGCUCCAAUGAGGAGGGGAUAUAUGCUUCCCUAAAAUGUAUUCGUUUGUGCUCAAUAACUCUUUUAAACUUAAAGGAGAACCAAACCCUAAAAUGAAUACGGCAACAUAUCCUAUAUUCUAUAUACUGAACUUACUUAGCCCGGAGGUUUAGCAUAUAACUGUAAUGAUCCAGGCAUUUAAAGUUGUCCACAUCAGCUCCCCAUCUUGGAUCUUGUUUGGUCAUUAGUGAUGGGCGAAUUCAUUCGCCAGGUGCGAAUUUGCGGCAAAUUUCAGCAUUUCGCCACCGUCAAAUAAAUUUGCGAAAUUGAUGUGAAAAUGCGCAAACUAAUCAAAAUUAUUUUGACACCUGCGACAGUACUGACGCCUGUGACAAUUCUGAUGCGCAUCAGAAUUGUUUCAGGCAUCAAAAUAAUUUUGUAAAUUUUUCAGCAAAAUGGGAGAAAUUUGCCCAUCACUGUUGGUCAUAUUUUGAGUGUCAGUGGCAUUAAAGGGCAAAUAACCCUGUUACACUUGGGGGUGCAUGUAUGCAAAUAUGUUAGCAAGGCCACCAUCAGGGGGAACAGUUGCCAGGGGGCCAGUCAAAUUUUGACCUGAGUGGGGGUACGGCUGGGUAGCCCACACUUACAUCAACUGUUUAUAUUGGAAUUUAUACUCAAUUAUUUACAGUAUCUCCUACAUUAACUUUUCAAUAGUAGAAUGACUAGUUAUUGGGCCCCAUAGCAAGAUCAUUUGGCCCCUAAACUUUGGGGCAAGACAUUUUCCAUUUCGAUAAACAUAUAUUUUAGCUGCUUAUCAGUCACAGUCCUACUGGGUCGCCUAUAGUUUAAGGGGGGUUUUCCUCUAUAGUUACACCCCAGUAAAGUGAUUUUGUAUCAUAGUCGCAUAUCCACAUUCAUCAAGUUAAACCUUUUGUACUAGCACAACCUACCUAACUACCUGGGGUGGCCAGGCAAAUAACUUGAUUUCUGAUUACAGCCCUGUAUGUUAGGCACCAGAUCACUGUACCAGGCUUUCUUUGUACCUAACUUUUAUUCCAUUAUCCUCCUUAUAUAGAGCCAUAGAAGCACAUUUUCUCAUUAGAGUCUCUGGACAAGCUAUUGUUAGCUAUUUAAACCAAAUAAAGAUAUUUAUUUAUAUAUAUAUAAAUAUAACCAAAUGACACCAACCCCCGAUGACUCCCCAUUAUGAUUCUUAGACCAUAUAAACCUGCAGAAUGUCUAGCUAUUUUAUUGGCAAAGACAUCUGGCUUCCAAUAUCUUUUUGAAUUUAGCAAAUAAUAAAUGAAUAAACAAGAUUAUAUUUGCAUUAUCCGGUCGCCUAUAUCAACGGGUUUCCCUAUUCUACAAAUCUCCCAGGGCAUCCUUUGGGUGUAUUAUUCCUCAUUCUGUUUAGAUCAGUGCUACAUCAUGCAUGUGGUUUCCUAAUGCAAUAAUGUACAGAGCAUAAACAUUUCUAGCUGAAUGAAAGCCUUUUAUUUCAUCAGAUGGAAGCAAGGUGUAAUUCCAGAUCCAGUAAGCUAGCAGCUGAGAGACAUGUUACAGCACAUAAGGUAACAGAGCACAAUAGAAUGCCUUUGAAGCACAGUCAUUUAGAACAUUUUAUCCUGCCGUUAGAAAAGGUUUCAAUCUCUGUGUACUUUUUUAAUGUAUCUUUUCAAUAAAACAUGUUAAAAUGU